AUGCCAUUUAUGCCUUGCCUUGCCGCCCUUUUGGGCUGCAGCUCCACUCUCAGACGUCUCCAUCUUUACGAAGACACGCUUCCGUCGUCCACCAAACUCCGAGCUAACCCUUUUGCGUUGCUCCGCAGGGCUCAGUUCUCUGCUAGCCGUCUCAUCAGCGUCCCCCAGCUCGAGUAUGAGCAGCUCAAGAAAGUCGCUCGUCAAUAUGCCAAUCUUAAAGAGAAUCUCAUCAACGGCGGCGUUACUUUGGCCACCAUCGAUCUUCUAAGCUGCGAUGAUUCUACGUGGGGCCAACCGCAAGCACUCGCGGCAGCUUCCAACACCGCCGACAAGGAACAUGUAGCUGUUGACAAUGAUACUCAACCUGCCUAUCUCGACCGUGGUCAAAACUUCCAACAGGAUGGCCAGUAUCUUGAAGGGUCUCCUCCGACAGUCGUGGCCAAGCAACAGGGUGAGGCUCGUUACAGUCGCUACCAAAGCCACCCUCACCAGUGCUGGCCAGACCCGAACGCCGAACCUUCGCAGGAUAACGGUUCUCUUGAGAUGGGGACACCGGGAUUCACUGGCCAGGGUGCCGGGUUUCCCCCUAGGACCCAGUACGAACGCAUAGCCACGCGCACCCUACUGCUGUGCAACCUUCCCGAAGGCACCACCCACGCAGAUAUCACGUCCGUCGUUCGUGGCGGUCAGCUACUUGACAUCUUUCUUCGAGCCCAUGAUCGGUCCGCCCAGGUCUCCUUCCUCAACUCGGCCGAUGCCAAAGCCUUCUACGACCAUGUGCGUCGUCAUGACCUCUAUAUUCGGCACAAGAGAGUCGAUAUUCGCUGGAGCGAACGCCAGUACAUCCUCCCUCCUCAUGUCGCACAUAAGAUUAGUGCAGGCGCCACCCGGAAUCUCGUCGUCAGGCGUUGUGAUCCCAAGCAUACAGAGGAGAAUCUUCGUGACGAUCUUGAGCACAUUCACAACCUAGUUGUGAUUCGUGUCACUUUUGUGGGAAGCAGCUGUUUCAUCAGCACCAAUUCUGUCAAUAACGCCAUGUUCGCUCGUACCUGCAUGAUGAGCCGACUAAAAUACAAGGGAUCCAAGAUUGAAUGGGACAGCGACGAAUGUGCGCAACCCAUCCCGGCAGCCCGUCCAAAACCGCGCACUCAGCCCGCCCCUGCAAAACAGGGCCUCAAUCCUUUGGCCAACCGCUUCCAGUUGCUGGGGCUAGAUGACGACAGCGAUGACGAAGAUGAAGAUGGUGUGGCGCUCGGUUUUCGCACCCCCAGCUCGGUGGACAUAGCCGCUUGA
Sodiomyces alkalinus F11 is the source of this 1293-nucleotide messenger RNA. RefSeq lists its product as hypothetical. Gene Ontology annotation, molecular function: mRNA binding. NCBI's taxonomy places the organism in Eukaryota, Fungi, Ascomycota, Sordariomycetes, Glomerellales, Plectosphaerellaceae. The record is from RefSeq and is a predicted model, not a curated record. The transcript is spliced from 6 exons. Bases 1 to 1293 code for a protein of 430 amino acids. Gene Ontology annotation, cellular component: cytoplasmic stress granule. Gene Ontology annotation, biological process: mRNA splicing, via spliceosome.